Molecule: messenger RNA, 1525 nt
Organism: Vicugna pacos (alpaca)
Lineage: Eukaryota; Metazoa; Chordata; Mammalia; Artiodactyla; Camelidae
Source: RefSeq, a predicted model, not a curated record
UCCUUGAGGGUUGUAAUUGAGCAGGAUAAUUAAACAAGAGUGUUGUGGGGAAGAGAGAACCGCGAAGGAACUGCAUCCUCCGCUUCUUUCCCCUAUUCCCCCCCGCACCACCACCCCACCUCCUACCUCCACCCCUGUCUGUUAGUGGCAGAGUCCGUUUUCUGCUUUCCGCGACCUGGGCAGCGUGGUCCCACAGCCCUUGCCCUUUUAAGAGAGGCCCCGCCUACAUGGAGGGGGUGGGGCAGGGGGCGGAGUCGGAGAAGUCCGGUUAGGAACAAAGCGCGGCCUGCGGGCUGUGGCUGGGCUCUGCUGNNNGGGCCUCGGGGUGCGGGGCCUGCGGGCGGAGGCCCCGGCAGAACAUCGGAGGGAAGGAGGCGGCAUCAUCCUCUGUGCCGGCCCAGGCAUGAAUGGGCUGCCCUCGACCGAGGCGCCAGGCGGCGCGGGCUGCGCCCUGGCUGGACUCCCGCCGCUACCGCGCGGCCUCAGCGGUCUUCUCAAUGCGAGCGGAGGCUCGUGGCGGGAGCUGGAGCGCGUCUACAGCCAGCGCAGCCGCAUCCACGAUGAGCUGAGCCGCGCCGCCCGCGUUCCGGACGGGCCCCGCUAUGCUGCCGGCGCCGCCAACUCGGGAACUGCCGCAGGUGCCCCUGGCCUGCGUCGCCCUGUCAACCUCGACUCGGCUCUAGCGGCACUGCGCAAGGAGAUGGUGGGCCUGCGGCAGCUGGACAUGUCACUGCUGUGCCAGCUGUGGGGCCUGUAUGAGUCGAUCCAGGACUACAAGCACCUGUGUCAAGACUUGAGCCUAUGCCAGGACCUGUCAUCCUCCCUGCACUCAGACAGUUCCUACCCACCUGACGCUGGCCUAUCUGACGACGACGAGCCUCCUGAUGCCAGUCUGCCCCCGGACCCGCCACCCCUCACUGUGCCCCAAACGCACAAUGCCCGAGACCAGUGGCUGCAGGAUGCCUUCCACAUCAGCCUCUGAAGAGCUAGAGGGGUGGGGAGCAUGCACCCAUGCAAAAGGCUCAGAAACUCACCCCUCAGCAAGUACUCAGACUAUAGUGCCUGCUUUCCCCCAUACCACUUCACCUCACGGGAGGGCAAGGCUUGGGCCCUUCGGAGGUUAAACUGCCUAUCCUCCCUCUGCUGUCUUGGGUUAGCUGGCACUGGGGCCGGUACCUGGACUACAGCCUCUGCCCAUGUCACUGGACCUCCACUUCUCCCACAUGUGUGCACCUCAGCUUGGCCAACCUUCAGUCUGGCAGUGGGGUCCAAAGCAUCUUGCACUCCCCUUGGCAUCUCUGGGAUUGAGAUGAGUGCCUGGCUCCUGUCUCUUCAUCUUUUACUGCUGUUGGCAGCUGCUGGCUCAGGGGCAUCCCAUCUCUGGUCCCUGGGUUCCACUGCCCUAGACAAGGGCUUCGGGACCCAUUCCUGCACCCAUGGCCAGGAGGGCCAAGGCUCCUUGCUCGAUAUUUAAGUUUAGGGGCCAGCCUCCUGGGCACAUAGAGAAAUAAAUACUCUCUCACCA